Messenger RNA from Panicum hallii, 713 nucleotides. RefSeq lists its product as uncharacterized. The transcript has a single exon. NCBI's taxonomy places the organism in Eukaryota, Viridiplantae, Streptophyta, Magnoliopsida, Poales, Poaceae. The coding region runs from base 121 to 495 and encodes 124 amino acids. Gene Ontology annotation, cellular component: chloroplast. The record is from RefSeq and is a predicted model, not a curated record.
GGCCUCUCGCCGCCUCACGAAAUCGGAGAGGCCAGAGCGGCAGAGCUGCGCAUCAUACAUUUCUUUCCACCAGGUCGUUGCUGCGAAAAGCUUAGUGGCCUAGGCACCUAGCUAGCUACCAUGGCGUCGGUGGGCUUUGGCAGCACCGUGGCGGCCGUGGCGCCGGCGUCGUCUUCGGCCGCGGGCAGGAGCAGGCCGCGGCGGUCCGUGCUGGUCCUGCCCGCCGCCACGAGGGGCAGCCCCGCGCCGGCCAAGGAGGAGAAGAGCCUCGUCGACUUCAUCUUCGGCGUCAUCUUCAAGAAGGACCAGCUCGUGGAGACGGACCCGCUCCUCAACAAGGUCGACGGCGCGCCGGCCCGGGGCGGCACCACCUCCUCGCGCGCCAAGACGACCCGGGGCGGCACCACGGCCGGCGGCAAGAAAGCUGCCAGCAGCGACGACGGCGGCAGCGGCUUGGGGUUCAACAUCGGCGGGCUCUUCGACAAGAAAGGCUGAUUUCUGAAACUCGAAGCUGGAUCGAUUUGCUUUGGGAAAAUUGAUUGCAUAUAUAUACAUAUACGUGUGGUGUAAGGUGGCUCCCCCCUUCAAAACUCAAGUGAUUUUUUAUGUGAUGAUGUGAUAUACUUGAUGCUUCCCGCAGCAUUUCAUCUUCUUUUUUCUUCAGCUGAUCAAGAAUGACAUAUGGAUUAUUGAAAUUAUCAAAUUACCUACCA